Molecule: messenger RNA, 2457 nt
Organism: Lotus japonicus
Lineage: Eukaryota; Viridiplantae; Streptophyta; Magnoliopsida; Fabales; Fabaceae
Product: F-box protein At2g26850-like
Exons: 5
Coding region: 1036-2229 (397 amino acids)
Molecular function (GO): protein binding
Source: RefSeq, a predicted model, not a curated record
UAUUUCCUCUCUUCCUUUUCAUACAUUGUCCAUUAACUGUUUGUGAAAUUGCCCCAACGACAACAAAGUGGUGCAAUUUAAUCUGGGAAUUCAUUGAAACUUUGAUUAGAGAGCAUAGUUGAGGUGUGGUGAAGAAUUUGUUGGAGGUGGUGGUGAGAGAGGACCUACCACACCACCCACCACCCUUCAACAUUCAUCACCAUUCCCUUUUAUAUAAUCUACCUCUCUGUAGGUGCAUCUUCCCAAGGAUUGUUGUCCCUUUGGGCUUGUUUCCAUUGCUUUACCUGAUCCUAAGGGUGGUGGACCUAUCACUGCUUCAACUGCAACUACCAUAGAUCUUUUCUGUUCACAAAUUAUCCCCUUAACCAAAUUCAUUAUUCAUUUACACAAGAGAAAAAGAGAUUCUUGUGAUAUGGGUCUUUGCAUCUAGACUUAUCUUAAUCAAUUUUUUUCCCUUCUUGUAUUGCCAAUUCUAUUUUCCAGGUGUCAGAAAACCUGGUAUCAGAUUUUGGUGCCCCCACCAUCUUUUGGUCCCUAGGUUCAACACCAUCAUAGGACCCAUUGCUGCAUAUUGAAUCUAUCAUUGAAUGACAGCUGGUUACCUUGUCUGUACGGUUGAGCUCCUUUUUGUUAUGGGAAGCCAAUAAGAAGAAGAAAACUGUUUCUAAAGUUAAAUCUUUUUUCCUUUGUUGCAUAUAAAACAUAACAGUGGUUCAAGCCUUCAAGUCAAGGCUAGUUUCACCCCAGUUCGUCGGUGUGCUUGCUUGUCAACCAUAUUUAUUCUGAUCAAAAUUUGGUUUGAGGAGGCCCACCAUUGGGUUUUUGGUGAGCUUUCUUUGAACCAAUUAAAACCCCAUCCUUGAAAGGUGUCUGAAUAUUCCAAAUUUGCUUCCAUUUGGGAUUAUAUAGUGAGGAGUUUUUCAUUUUUUUAAGCCAUUGCCUUUCCACAAUUGGCUUCUCCACUGAAUAGUCUUUGCUCUCUUAUCCAAAUUGCCAAAUUCAUAUUUGACACGUAAAAGAUUUCCACAUAUUCUAAUGUUACUUUACUUCAUUACUUGCUUCUCCUUCUUCCUGUUUUUAAAGUCUCUUCUUCUCAAACCACUCCCAUCAUGGGCAACUGAGAUGAGGUUGCUUUCCCUUUUGUUUUGUCAAGAGUUGUCAGUCUCCAAGUUGUUUUGGAAUCUCCCUUGGCUUGGUUUUCAUUGUCAAAUUCCUUCAAGAAUGUCUCUUAUGAAGAAGAGUCUGAGCUCAAGAGUAGAGAAUGAUGAUCAAGAAGACAGCCAGGACUUGUCAGUGUUGGACUUGCCUGACCUGGCCUUGGAGUGCAUUCUUGAGAGGCUACCUCCCUCUGCACUGUGUCAAAUGGCUGGCGUUUGCCGUUCCUUGAGGGAGAGUUGUGUGAGUGAUCACCUGUGGGAGAGGCACAUGAAGCAGAAAUGGGGUAAAGUUAUUGGUCCAGCUGCAUACAGGGAGUGGAAAUGGCAUGUUGCUUCAACAAGGAAUGUUGGGGGUCUUAAACAUGGGAAGCAGAGAGGCUUGAUGAGAUUUCUUUCUCUUCGUUGGCCUUUUCCAUGGAUGAAAUUAAAGGGUGAUCCAAAUGUCAGAAGCAAGCAGGGGAGUUUUUCACCUGUUGAUUCUGUCAUGAGCUGGUAUCUUGCUCUUGAGACAGGCAAUUUCUGGUUUCCUGGUCAGGUCUAUAACCGUGAGAAUGGUCAUGUUGGAUUCAUGUUAUCUUGCUAUGAUGCUGAGGUGAGCUAUGAUUCACGAACCGAUACCUUCCAAGCCAGAUAUCCUCCGCAUGGAAGAAGGACAGAUGCUAGAGAGUGUGGCAUCCCAUGGGAAAGGAUAAGAGCACCUCCUGUUGAUACCUCGCCUCAUGAUCUUCAUAUCUCUGGCUGUUUACAUGAUUUGCAUCCGGGUGAUCACAUAGAGAUUCAGUGGAGGAGAAAUAAAGAAUUUCCUUAUGGUUGGUGGUAUGGUGUUGUGGGCCACUUGGAGUCCUGCAAUGGAGAUGAAAAUUAUUGCCGCUGUCAUAGUAAUGACACAGUGGUGCUAGAAUUCAAUCACUACACUCCUGGCUCGCGAUGGAGACAAACCACUGUCAGUAGGAAAGACCAUAGAGAGGAGGGAAAUGAGGCUGAUGGCUUUUAUGGGGGAAUAAGAAAGAUUAAGAGUGAAUCUGAGAUUUCCAUUUGGAAACGCCUUUGGCCAUCUGAAGUCUUGGAUUAGUAGGCACUGGAUCUGGUCAAAUUCUCCACUUAGCAUGAUAUCAAAUAGCUGAUUCGCUUCCGUAUCAAGUUCUCCAACGAUGUAAAUUACUCAUUGUUUAUGCACAAAUGAUGUAGGAUAUUUAUUCCACUACAUAUAAAAUCUAGCUAUGUUAAAUUAGUAGUUUUUGCUCUCGUAGCUAUAUACAUUUCUAUCCUAAUGAAUGAAGAUGCUCACUCUCUUAGGCUA